AUGGGCACGGUGAUGUACGCACGGUCAGACUACGCCCGCCUAUUUACCGCGGAGGAACGCGACGUGGCACAGAGAUUCGAGCGGCUCUCCGAGCCCAGCAAGACGCUGUACGUCCGUCUGUUUCAGCGGAAGGGCCCGUGGUUCCGAGCAGACAGUAUGUUUGCCUACGAUGAAGUUGGCUCGGGGACGCCUUUGUGGGUUCGUCGGCGGAACGCCGCCACCACGGCCGAUGAUGCUGCUGCCGCCGCUGCCGCUGCUGCUGCUGCUGCCGCUGCCGGGGGAGAUCCCACCCCCAAGGCUCACGUCAGCUGCGAACGGCGAGAUGAAUCGACCACGUUCGGGCCGCCUCGCACUCCUUUUGCGCCUGCUGUAGGCGAAAGGGCGCUAUCCCCUCGCGCCGACAACAAAAGCCCUCCUGGCGUGCUGUCAGUUAGCGAAGGCCUGGAACCAGAGGGUGUGACGAUACCCGCUGAGCUACAUCGGGACGAAGCCCAUCCGCCCGAAGGCGUUUGUCCUUCGACCGGAUCGCCGCCACAACCGGGAACAACACCACCGGCAGAAGAAGCAGCGACAGUAGCGGCAGAGGCAGAAGCAGAGGCAGCAGAGGCUGCAACACUGGCAGCAGUCGCAGAGGCGUCUGUCGCUCUCACGCCACGGGAGCUCACUGUUCUGCACGGAGAGAUACAAUCGUCUUUGCAAGAGCUGGUGGAAGCUAGGUUCCUGGGCGCCCUGCCGGACAAUGUAGGGCGCACAGGACCCGGCCUUGAGGCCGCUCUCGCCGCGGUUGAGUGCUGCAUGCGAUCGCCCGAGAUUAAAACGCUACUGAAGAGGACGGGGGGGAGUAAGAAGGGCACGCCGACGCGCCCGCAAGCAGGCAAGGAGUCAGCAAGGUGUCACCAGCCGGCGCGCUCAGGUUCGAAACAUUCCAGACGGCAAGGAGCAGGGGCCGCCUCUGGGACGGCGCCGGGGGCAGCUCGGGGAGGGCGGCGAGAAUUACUGGAAGAACUGCGGCGGAGACUAGCCGGUCAGCAGACCCUGUGGGGCGUCAAGUCCCCGCUUGUGAAGGAGAUCGAGCGCCUGAUCUCGGUCUCCGUGGAGGCGUUGGGAGUUGAUACGACCGCGACGAGGUGCAGCGGCGGCGGCAGUAGCGACACUGGUUCUACUGUUGUUGGCGCGGGUAUGCGGGGAAAGAAACAGCGCUGCCACUGGUUGGUGGCUGUGGCUGGCGGCCCUCAGCUAGUCUUCAAGAGAGCACUGCGGUUGAUGUACCUGACUUGCAACACGGGGGCUCUGAGCAGCGGGCGGGUUGGGGCGGCGUCCGUUCGUGGUGCGAGAAUCACGGGGACCUUGUCAUCUUGGUCUCCAGGUCUCUCCGCGGCGUUCGGCAAAACGAGGACAAGGUGUAGAAUACAUCAUUGCAUGGCACUGCCGCUUAAGAGUGUGCUCGAUCUUCCACCCUUCACCCCCCUCCCCGCCAACACCACCCUGCAUCCCCUGCUGUCGUCGAUCAAGAGAGGUGACUUCUUGAGGUGGGAAGCAGCAGUAGAGCUGCGGUGCGCUCUGGACGGAGCCAUGGAGGAAAUUUCUCGAGGGCGCCAGGCAGGACCAGCGGCGGUCGCUGCUGCACGGGUGGCAGGCGGUUCGGAAUGUGAGGAGGGAGAGGAGGAGGAGGAAGAGGAGGAGGAGGGGGAGGAGGAGGAAAACGGGAGGUCGGCCGGAAAAAGAUCGCGACCGGAGGUUUUGGUUGUGGAUAGCGACGGGGAGCUUGAAAACGUCGAGGAGCCGUUUGCUUUCCGGAAAGAAGAAUCGGACAGCCUGAACGCUAACCUAGAGCGCAUUAAAAUGGACGAGGGCCGACAAGGGGCCCAAGCAGCGGAGGACGAAGGGGAGGAGGAGGCGGAGGUGAUUCGGUCUGCAGUGAGCCAGCUGGAGGACAUGAUCGCCCAGUUUUUUUCGGAAGGUGACGACGAGGGGCGCACUGGUCGUACCGCUGCCGCCGCUGUCACUACCGCUGUCACUACCGCUGCCGUCACCACCACCACAGAUCCUUCAAAUGCGAUAGCAGCGGCGAUAUCCUUCGCCUGCUCACGGUGCCUGCACGCCCAUGUCGGGAGUCCGGCCGUCACUUUGGGUUCCCAGGUCUCGUCUCCCUCGUCUGGUUUCUCUGCUGCCAAGAAUGGCGUCAGAGGAGGGAUGGAGGAAGAUGACAAGUUGUCGCGGUUACUGAGGGCGCGGUGCGGCCUGGACAAGCCCCCAGAGGCUUGGACUCGCCCCGUCAGGGAGAUAACACCAGAGGAGGUGGGUCAGAAGAGAACGAGCACUUACGCGGGUCGUGCGGAGCGUCCUCGUCAGCAACAGCAAGAAGAUGGAAAAUGUGCGCCGGCGUUGCUCACGCAUCCCAGCGAGUCACGACACCACGAGAACGAACCGAAAUUGAGACUGGUCUCCGUGACGGCAGGGGGGGUUGCUUCUGGAGGAGACCCCACGUCAGAUUUCGCUCCAGUACGAGAGCAGGUGGGGGCAGCUACGGGAAGCGGUACUGAGGAGGGGAAGGGGGACGUAGUCGGCAGCAACAACGAGGUGCCGGAGUUCUUGCUACAGCUCGAAGCGGGUUGGGUCUUGGCUUCGGCGGUGUGGGAAGGAGUGGCGCUUCUAGAAAGAGCGAGGGACUACGAGGGCGCCGUCGAGCUGUUAACCCAGCUGCUGGCAACGAGGUACACGCCUCACCGACGAGGGCGUUGGUGGAACCGCCUGUCGCUCGACCUCGCACACGCCAAGCGCCUGCUGUGCGCGCUCUGGGCCUCUCAGGAGGGCCUGAGGGACCCCCAGGUUCGCGGGGGCGAUCGCCUGGCUCUGGAGAAGAGGGCUUCCAUGCUGUCCACGAGCGGUGGCAAUGACGGUGGUGUUAGCAGCGAUGACGACCAGGAUGACGUAUUUGAGGAUCCAGCCGUCGAGCAAGCGCGGGUCCGAGCCCAGAAGAAGAAGAAGGAGCGACAGCGGCGACGAAAACAGCAGCAGCGCCCAGCUCUUGGCAGUGGCAGUGGCAGUGGCAGUGGCAGCAGCGGCGGCAAUGUCAGCAGCAGCUGUAAGCACACGGAAAAGGAAACCGCGCCAGUGAAGGCGGAUCCUUCCACAAGGUCGAGCAAUGGCGAGAGUGGCGACGUGUUCGAACAACACAAAAACAGCGGCGGCGGUGGUUCUCAGGCAACCGUCGGCGGCAGUGGUGGUACCGGCGGUGGUGGAGGACGCGUUGCGAAGAAGGCGGAUCCAGAGGCCGCACCGGAGACAACAACUGAUCCUGCAGCAGAAGCAGCAGUGGCGCGUACCCUCAGAUGCGAAGGCGUAGCUGAGCUGUCGCAGGUGCCGAACCUCUUUGACGAUGAGAGCAUUUCGGGAGUGGUUUUAGCGGCGACGGCAGCUUCGGAGGUGACAAAUAUUAUCGUGGACGGGACAGAAAACGACGGGCGAGUGGGCGUCCCGGAGAUCAGCAUUACGGGGAGGCGGCUUAACCGGGAGAUCGGAGUGAAGAGCCGGUUUGUGGGAUAUGGCGAUGGCGCGGCGUGCACGGUGGAGAGCCUGGUGCUACAGCACCUGUCGCAGCGGGAGGAAGGGAGCUGGGCGGGCUGGCACUGCGAGGGGUCGCCGCUGCGUGCGCUGUGGGCGCUGUUGAUGUGGGACGUGAUUUUCAGUCCGGGCGUUGCCGACGUCUUCCAGACGCCUUUCCAAGACGCCCCCCUCGACCUGGACUUCUGCCCUCUCUUCUACCUCAACCGGCGGACAGCCGUGGACGCACGCCUGGCAGAACUCCGGGCCGCUUCUGCUGCCGAGUUGGUCGCUCUGGUGGGAGACGCCUGGCUAGCCAACGCCGGCACGGUGUGCCGUGGCCUUAACUGGGACAAGUCGUCCGUGCGUCACCUUCAGGCGAUAGCGGCGGGGCUCGGGGGGCCUGCGAUGGCCUCAAUUUCAGCCGCCCUUUGCCUGAACCACAAGCACUUCGGGGGCGGUUUGCCGGACCUGCUUUUGAUGCGAGCGGUGCGGACGGACACGAACGCCGCCGUUGUAGCCGCUACGGGCGAAGGCCGAGAUGGCAAAAUCGCGGAGGGAAAGGCGGCGGCGGAGGCGGAACCCCCUGCUUUUGAAGUCGUGUCGGAAGUGUCGACGCCGGCGGCGUUUGUUUCCUGGCUCGGGAUCGACUCGGAGGUUGCGUUCGAUGUUGACGGAGGAAAUGAACGGCCGCCGCCGCCUCCUACCGACAGAGGCAGUGGAAAGAGAGACAAAGGAGUUCCCAAAAGACCGUCCCCACCGCCGUUCAAGGCAGCUGACAUGGCAGGCUUACGGCUGGAGACUUGGUUGCUGGAAGUAAAGGGCCCCAGCGACCGAUUGUCCGACCGCCAGAUGGCUUGGCUGCGCAUCUUGGACCGGGGUCGCGCCCUCGUGGGGGUGUGCCACGUUACCGAAGGUGCCGGUGGCAGCCACGUCGCGACGGCUACGACCACGACCAACGCCAUCAAGACCAAGAAAUUGAAACAUGAAAAAAGGAGUUAGUCCAUACAAAUGUUGGGCGCAAACCACACUAGAUUGGGACGUGAAUUUUCGUAGGCUUCGCUGUUCUUGGGUACAUGAGGAUUUCGCUGCCACGAGGUCGGGGGUUGGUGUGUAACAUUGUUUUUUAUCUAGCAGUGUAGAACAGAUGAAAAGCUAGGCGCUCUCGACGAUAAAUUCCCGGAGAGUAAAUCUAUGUCUGCGUUGUAGAUAGGAUAGUAAAGUAGCGACCAAGCUGUUGGCCUUUGGUUUGUUGGCGGCCUUUUCUCGAGACGGCGUGCGUAAUUGUCGUGCACCGAAGGGAAUAGUGUGUUUGUCCCGAAAGAGUACGCUGCUUUCGUUCUGUAGUUUUGCUGUUGUUGCUUGUGUUUCUCGGCCUUGAUGCGUAUCGUGCGGGUAGGUGACGAACUUGUCGCCCUGUGGACGAAGCUUCUGACCCGGUCGCUUUCCACCGUGUCUUCCUGGCAGUGCAGCGCGUACCGCAACCUCUCUAGGUGGUCAAGUCUAAACCGAUCGCCCCGGCAACACGUGGCGGCUUGGGUGCAGUUAGAAAUUCCAGCGAGGCACCUUGCACGUAGCAGAUAGCGAUUGUUCGUCUUGACGAGAGGGCGGCUAAACCUUGCUCAUGAUCCAACUUUGAGGCAUGCAACGCAG
Messenger RNA from Ectocarpus sp. CCAP 1310/34, 5196 nucleotides. The record is from the annotation of a GenBank genome assembly. NCBI's taxonomy places the organism in Eukaryota, Phaeophyceae, Ectocarpales, Ectocarpaceae.